UUUAUUGUAUCCUCGAUAUUACUCUGCUACGUACCAGCUAACCACAGUUAACUCAACUCAAGCGAUACAAGACAGCGCUGAGUUAAGUUGUCAUGAAUCAUGCGGAUUACAGAUGGUCAUGUCUACAAAAUUUUCGGUCCUAGUAAAACUAACUUGAACUUGAGUUAUCGUAAACACCCAUUGUUAACAAGCGCUUUGCGGUCUGUUCUUUUUAGCUGAACUUCUUGCACUAUUCAUUUUUCGUUUUUUAAAAACAGGGAGUUGAUUCUGUAUCACGCAGUGUAGUGAAAAUUACAAAAGUGAGCGAAUUUACUAAAAUAUCUAUGAUCUUUUUGGUCAACAACUAGUAAAUUUGUUCACUUUUGUGAUUUUCACUACAUUGCAUGGAUACACAAUCGACUCCCAGUUCAGCUAAACAAACAGACCUAGAGAAAAAGAACAAACCUAGGGAGUGUCCUGGAUAAUGUUGUAGCGUUAUGUAGCGUCGCGUUUGUGCAAAUGUUCGAAUUUUUUUAUUUUACCUUUUGAGGCUCAAUUUGUUUUACAUCGUGUACAUACAACAGAGGUUUAGUGUGUGUUUAAGUAAACAUUCCGAUUUCUACUGCUGAUAUUGAACGUUUAAAUGAAAUUAUCACGUUCUAGCAAUCAAGAAGAGUUCAAUAAGAACGUCAUCUACAAAGGAGUGUCUUCUAAGAAUUGAAUUUUCUUAAUUCUUUUAAUUUUAAUAUAUUUGCAGUUUAAUCCUUUAGUCAGAGUUUAGUAUAUGAGUACUAUACAGUAUUGAAAUAAUACUGUAUAUUAUUGAAUUUUUACAAUGUUUAUGUAAUUAUAAAAUAGUCAAAAUGAUGUAUUUAUUGAAUGUUGUGGCGAUAUUCUCGCUUAUUCUGUCAGCAUUUGCGCAAAAUGUCUUACAUGGAGAAUCAAUUUAUGAGUGUCCUCAACAUUGGAUACGAUUUCAAGAAUCAUGCUAUCGCUUUAUUAAAAGUCCAUUGAGACUACGAGAGGAUGCGCGAAAGAACUGUCAGGCAUUUCAAAGUGAUUUACUCACAAUUAACUCUUUGGAUGAGCAUAGCUUUGUGCUCUAUCAGUUGCUAAGGCAAGAUCCACAACAUCAUACAUGGUACACUGGAGUAAAAUAUCAAAGUGGUAUAUGGAUAAAUGAAGCUGACGGUACAACUCUAAUAAAUAUGGAUAAUGCCUUUCUGCCUGAGUCUAAUGAUAAUACAGUAGGAAGAGAUUAUUUGGCAUAUUCUUACUCCAAUAAUCUCAGAAGAUGGGGAUUAGAAAAAGUUACUGGUAGAGAAAUGCUUUUGUACAUCUGUGAAGCACAUAUUACUACUCUAUAUGUGUUAUUAGAAGACAAUCGAACUUAUCACUAUGGUGUGGAUAUUGAUAACCCUCUUCAGAUACCUAGAGGUCCAUAUUUUAUAAAACAGCCUGUUAAUAAAGUAUUUGCUGUAUCUAAGAGCAAGACAAGCAACAACAUCGCAUUGAGCUGUUUAGCUAGUGGUUAUCCUACUCCAACAUAUGAAUGGUUUAAAGAAGAUUAUAAAGAUGAUCGACGUAUUGCAACAAAAAUAGAUCCUCUUUUAAAUAGUAGAUAUACUGUGAGUGGAGGAACACUGAUCAUCUAUGAACCAGUUGAAAAGAAAGAUCAUGGUUCAUAUCAUUGCAAAGCAACUAACAAAUUUGGCACAAUUAUAUCUGAGAGUGUGCAGUUGUCAUUUGAGAAUAUUAAAGAGUUUAACUUAAAACGGACAGGACAACGUGGAAAUAAUCAUUGGGGCAAAGUAAUUGACUGUGAUGCACCAAAGGAACUUUCAGGCAUCAAAUAUUUAUGGGCACGUGAUUUCUUCCCUCAACUUGUUGAGGAAGAUAAACGUGUGUUUGUCUCAUAUGAUGGAUCACUUUAUUUCUCAGCAUUGGAAACAAUCGAUCAAGGGAACUAUUCGUGUAAUAUUCAAAGCGCAUCUGAUAAUGGACGAAAUGGCCCAUUUUUCCCAUUAAGGGUGGACAUGCACUCUACCUUUCAACAGCUUCAAUUUCCUAAUACGUUUCCAAAGGCAUUCCCAGGAUCGCCAAUAGCCGGAGAAGAUGUAAGAAUUGAGUGUAUUGCAUUUGGAUAUCCCGUGCCGUCGUACAAUUGGACAAGGAUAGGUUCCGAUUUGCCGCGCGGAGCGUAUACGAUGAAUUAUAAGCGAGUAUUGAUAUUACCUCGCGUACGCGUGGAAGAUCAGGGCGAAUACGUUUGCCACGUGUUCAACGACAAGCAGUUAAUUAAGAACUCCAUACAAUUGAAAAUAGAAGCAGCACCUAAUUUUACCAUUCCUUUGGUCGAUAAGCAUAUGGAUAACAGAGCAGAUUUAACUUGGACUUGUGAGGCAUUUGGCAUACCGGAUGUUAAUUACACUUGGUUUAGAAACGGUGAACUUUUGGACAUGUAUACUUUACCACCAGAAGACAGAGAUCGCUAUAAUAUACGAGAUAACGUGCUGAGCAUAAAACAUCUUGAUCCCGAAAGAGAUCAGGCUAUGUAUCAGUGCUGCGCAACAAAUGCGCACAAAACAACAUACUCGUCAGCGCAACUUAGAGUUCUGUCAUUAAAACCUUCAUUUAAAAAACGGCCUAUGGAAUCCGAGACGUAUGCCGCAGAAGGAGGUAAUGUCACAAUUGUGUGUAAACCAGAAGCCGCGCCUAGACCAAAAUUUGUAUGGAAGAAAGAUGGAAACGUAAUCGGAUCAGGAGGAAGACGAAAGAUUCUGGAUACAGGAAAUCUUAUUAUUAGUCCGGUGUCGCGAGAUGAUGAAGGAACGUAUGUGUGCACAGCGACAAAUCAAUAUGGUACCGAUGAAACUCGUGGACGAUUAAUUGUGUUACGCGGACCACAAUUUAUUGAAAGAUUGCCACCACGGUUACUUAUGUCUUACAACCAAAAUCAGACAUUGCGCUGCUUAGGUUACACAGAUGAAAUGUUGGAUGUAGCAUAUAUUUGGAAGCACAACGGUAUGCGUAUUCGCGAUAAAGACUUACGAAAUAACCCACGAUGGCAUAUCGACGGUGAAUAUUUGGAUAUUAUAAACACCACGUUUGCUGAAGCCGGAGAGUAUGAAUGCAUCUUGAGAAGUGCAGUCGGUGAAAUUUCAAGCAAGACCAAUUUAAUCGUGGAAGGACCGCCUGGACCGCCCGGUGGAGUGCAAGUGGUGAAUAUCCUCAAAACUUCGGCCACAUUACAAUGGACCGAUGGUGCCUUGAACGGUAGACCAAUAACUAUGUAUACAAUCAGUGCGCAAACUAAUUGGAAUCACACAUGGUUUCCUCUUAUAGAAAAUAUUACGGCUAUUGAAAUCGAUAGAUAUACCGGUCGAAAACAGGCAACCAUAACGAAUGUUUUAAAUCCUUAUUCUACAUACUUGUUUCGCGUAUCGGCUUUCAAUGAAUUUGGUUAUGGUCCUCCAUCAGCUCCAUCACCUCAAUAUAGCACAGCGCCCGAAAGACCUACGAAAGCACCGUCAAAUAUAGGUGGAGGUGGCGGCAAAAUUGGAGAUCUCACAAUCACAUGGGAUCCUCUCGGUCCGUCCGAUCAGAACGGUCCUAGACUUUAUUACAAAAUAUUCUGGCGUCGCAAAGGACAUGAUACAGAGUUUCAAUCGUUGUCUUUGGACAAGUACGGCAACGUCGGCAGUAGUGUUGUGCAAAUUCAACAAAUAUAUUACUACACAGAAUAUGAAGUAAAAGUGCAAGCAAUUAAUGACAUAGGUGAGGGUCCUAUAUCGGAAGUGCGGACGAUAUACAGCGCGGAAGAUAUGCCGCAGGUUGCGCCACAGCAAGUAGUCGCUAUGAGUUACAAUAGCACUAGUUUGAACGUUAGUUGGGUGCCGAUCGAACAGACACGCGAACGAGUACGAGGCAAAUUAAUUGGUCAUAGAAUUAAAUAUUGGAAGCAAAGUAAUCGCGAAGAGGAUGCGACUUAUUACUUGUCGCGCACCACACGUCCUUGGUCGCUAGUCGUGGGACUGCAACCGGAUACAUAUUAUUUCGUAAAGGUAAUGGCAUAUAAUUCUGCCGGAGAGGGUCCGGAAAGCGAGCGAUACUUGGAGAGAACUUACCGCAAGGCACCACAGAAACCGCCAUCUUCAGUGAAUGUAUACGGAGUAAAUCCAUCGACAGUGAGAGUUGUCUGGCGCUACGUACAGCCAAGUCUAGAAGAAGAGCCGUUGAUUGGAUAUAAAAUACGCGUAUGGGAGGUCGAUCAAGACAUGAGCACAGCAAACGAUACGAUUAUACCGGGCGGCUCCAAACUGGAAGCUGACAUCAAAAACUUAAGUCCAGGAAAAGCGUAUCACUUGCGAGUGCUUGCGUUUAGCAAUGGCGGUGACGGUCGAAUGUCGAGUCCCACUCAUACAUUCCAAAUGGGCGAACCUGCUGCGUUUAGAAGCACUGCUAGCAACAAUAAGAUUUUGGAUGCUGCUUUGCAAAUAACUCUUGUUGUUUUUAUCGCUAUGUAUAGUGUAAAAUAAUUACUAGUAACUAUGGCAAGCUAAAAUAACAAUAACAGAAUAUAAAUUUUAUGUAAUGUUUUCAAACGCGUAAAAUUCUAAAGCAUUUAAUGAAAACUAUAAAGCAAAGUUGAAAAUAGAUUUCUCUUUGUUUUAGGUUUUUGGAUAAUUUUGAACAAAUAUGUAUUCUUGACAAGUAAAUAUCGCUAUUUUUUAUAGUACGAUUUAAUUUUUUUACAUCAUUUAUAAUGUAAAACAUUUAUAAAACAGAUUUGUCUGUUCAUGUAUAAAAAAACAAAGAGCACAUUAGUAAUCACAUAUGUUUAGUUAUAUAAAAACAAGAUAAAAUACUCGUAAUUAUAACUUUGCAAUGCAAAUUUAUACACGGUUCCGUUUCGAAAUUCACUGCAAAUACUAGAAAUCUAUAAUAUAUGUUACGAACUAUAAAUUUUUAGUACUUACAGUGACUUAUUGUUCACGACUUGUCAUAUACUAUGCACACAAAAAGUAAAAAAAAAUAGAUUUUGCAAGUAUAACACAAUUUGAAAAUGAAAGAGUUAACAAGAUUUAUAUUCUAGAUAUAUGCAAUAUCUUAAUUAAUACGCUACGCGAGACUUAUUAAUAUUAAAGAGAAAACUAAAAAACUGAGAUAAAAAAAUAAGAAUUAUAUAAUAUAGUAGAGUGUAAACGAGAGCGUUAUUUUCCGUCCAUUAAUACAAAAGUAAGAAAUAGAUUCUCGGAGCUUAUUUUGACAAUAUAUAAUGUCUUAAAUAUUGAAUUAUGGUAAUUAUUUAAGAAAGUGGACUUUCUCACCGAUUUCAAAAAGCUUGAAAUAUAUGUUGUUAAGAACGUUAUUCUGAACAACUUUUCCUUAUACAUCUUACCACCGCUCGGCUUUAGUUUUCAAGUUAUAAACAAAAGAACUUUUAUAAUUGAAUACUAAUUUUCCAACAUUGUGUCGAUUUCUUAAGUUAAUAUGUUUUUUUUAUUUUGUAUAACACGUGUAAGCAAGGGGGGCAGCGCCUAUACGCUUACAACGCGAACAUAAAAAAAAAAAUAAUAAUUUUGUGCAACAAUUGAUUUGAACUUGUGUUCGUUUCAACUCGAGUUUAUUGAGGUUAUCACGCAUCACGUAACGCAUUGUAAUAUAUACGUAAAUGCAAUGGACUUAACGUUCUAACAUGAAAACGAUUGGAGCUAGAUUUCCCAUAACGUGAUUACUUUCAGAGAUAAUCGUAAUAAUCGUAAUAAACCUUCUUUUGUUUAUAACUCGAAAACGAAAGCCGACCGGCGGUAACGUGUAUAGGGAAAAGUUGUUCAGAAUAACGUCCUUAACAACAUAUUUCGAUCUCAUUGAAAUCGGUGAGGAAGUUCGCUUUCUAAAUAAUUACCGAAAUUAUACAUACAAUAUAUGUACAUCACAGUAUUAGAAUACUUUUAGAUAUAAAGAUUACAGGAGAGAACUUGAUAAGUCACAUUUUCGUGAGUUUAGAGGAGAGCGAUUUUAAAGUUCGAAACGUAUGUGUAUUUGAACACGUUUUUUUUUAUUUUUUUUUUUAUAAAAGUGCUUAUAUCUUAGAAUCUGUAAAGAAUUUUUCUCUUUCGUCCUUAGAUAAGGUAAAUGUCCCAGUAUCCAGACGCUUAAGGAAUAGCGGCAAAAUAUCUACUGAUUGAAUGCGUACAAGUAUCAUAAAAUUAAACAAUUUUUUUGUUUUAUUACAAGUUGAUACAAUCAAUUAUUGAAAACUGAAACAAUAAACUUAUUAAUAACUUUCUGAAUUACGUUAGAUGUAUCUCUUUGAAUAAAAAUACAAAAAUGUGCAAAUGCCCCAGUAAGCGGACAAAAUGCAUAUAUAACUAAUAAUUUUCAAUGUUAUAUUAUUAUUUUACUUUAUGUUAAUAAAUGUUUAUACUUUACGAUAAAAAGUUUUGUUUUUUAAAAUUAUAUUAAAGAUUAAGAUACAAAAUGAAUGGAAUUUGCAUUAUUGUCCGGAUACCUGGAUAUGUCAGGAUACUGGGACAUUUAUCUUAAUUAAAAUACUCCAUUGUAACUAGCAAAUGAAAUGAAAAACAGAAUCCUGCCAUAUCGAAAAAAAAAACUUAUCGAGUUUUUCUCUCGUAGUCUUUAUAUGUGUAUGAGAAAAGUUUUGUAUAAACCACAGUGUUCACAAGUAUACUGCAUAUAAGAUAAAUAAGAACUUGAGAAAUUCUAUUAUUAUUCUGGUAUCAAACUUAAAAAUAUCUAUC
Pseudomyrmex gracilis is the source of this 6743-nucleotide messenger RNA. Its product is annotated as contactin. The coding region runs from base 843 to 4517 and encodes 1224 amino acids. The record is from RefSeq and is a predicted model, not a curated record. The transcript is spliced from 8 exons. Gene Ontology annotation, biological process: cell-cell adhesion. Lineage: Eukaryota; Metazoa; Arthropoda; Insecta; Hymenoptera; Formicidae. Gene Ontology annotation, molecular function: protein binding.